CAAUUGUGCAAUACACCGUUUUACAUCGAAAACAUUGAUAAAACUGGAAAAAAGAAGAAUUUUAAGCAUUGGGAAUUAGUCGACUAAUGCCGCGUUUGAGAAUCCACAUCCGAUGCAUCUGAGAUGUAAAAAAUCUUUGAUCACGUGAUUCAGUAUACGUAAACGUAAUGGGAUAGAUGUGUCCGAUGUGGAUAAAGAAACGCUCGAGAUGUAAAAAAUGCAUCCGAUGUGGAUUCUCAAACGCAGCAUAUGGUUAUACAAUCGAACGUAAAAGUGUACAAUUUUGACAGUAAAAGUUGUACAAUUCAAAAAUCCCUAGGAACAACACCAACACUGGUUGUCAAUGAUAACAAGAUGAGAGGUUAACCAAAAUAUAAAUAUUUUUAAUUUAUCUCUGAUAAAAAAUGCAAAGUGAAAAAAAAUUACGUUUUAGGCAAGCAUCAAAAGUAUUGUUCCAUUCCGAAAGUAAAGUAGAAGAUUUAGGCAAAUAUGAAAAAGCCGAAAAGGACAAAGAUUACAAUACCAAAAAAAAAAUGCCAAGCCUCUGGAACUUCCUAAAUGUCGAAUUAACUCGUGGUUAUGAGCUAGACAAUUCAGAGGAUAGAUUCUCUAUUAGGCGGGAAAAAAUAUAUUCCUUCAUGAAAAUUCCAAAAGAAGUGGAACGUUUUAUGUUAUAUGGGUUUAUGCAAUGUGCUGAUGCUUUUUUAUUUGUUUAUACUUUUUUACCUAUGAGAGUAUUGUUAGCUUUAUGGGCUUUAGUUACCAGGCCUUUUUGUAAAUGCUUUGGGUUUGGUGAUAGGCCACCUAAAUGUAUAUUAACUCCUGCCGAAAUCUGUGAUCUACUCAAAGCACUAAUUCUUCUUGUUUGUAGCAUAAUAAUGAUGUAUUUGGAUACAAAUAUGUUGUACCAUCUUAUAAAAAGUCAAUCAGUUAUUAAGUUAUAUAUGUUUUUUAAUAUGUUAGAGAUAGGCGAUCGAUUGUUUUCCUCGUUUGGUCAAGAUGCUAUCGAUUCUUUAUUUUGGACCGCUACUGAACCUAGAGGAAGAAAAAGGGAACAUCUUGGAACGUUACCUCAUCUUGUAUUUGCUAUUAUUUAUGUUGUUCUUCAUGGUGUAUUGGUGCUCUUUCAGGCAACGACAAUUAAUGUUGCUAUUAAUUCAAGAAACAAGGCUUUACUAACUAUAAUGAUGUCAAAUAAUUUUGUAGAACUUAAAGGAAGCGUAUUCAAAAAAUUCAACAAUAACAACCUCUUCCAAGUUUCUUGCAGUGAUGUCAGAGAACGUUUCCACCUUUGUACUCUCCUCUUCAUUGUCAUUCUUCAAACUAUGCGAGAGUACAGCUGGAAAUCUGAACGUUUCUGGGUGAUGGUACCUAAUUGCUUUUGUAUUUUAUUGGCCGAAAUGUUUGUCGAUUGGAUAAAACAUGCCUUUAUCACCAGAUUCAACGAACUUAAUCUUGAUGUGUAUAGAGAUUAUACCACAAGUUUGGCUUAUGAUGUGGCGCAAACCAGGCAAAAGCACGCUUUCUCAGAUCAUUGUGAUCUCGUGGCUAGAAGGAUGGGAUUCAUUCCUUUGCCAUUAGGUGUUGUAACUAUCAGAGUGCUUAUGCACUGUGUAAAAAUUGAAGAUAUUGGAGCUGUUGUCAUUGUCGUUUUGGUGUUUUUUUUCUUGACCACUCUGAAGAUUUUUAACAGCUUGCUGAUUUUGGCGCGAGCUUGUUAUUUGAUAAACCAACAUAAAUUGGAAAAAGCAUCUGCUUCCUUGAAUUCACCUACUAAUAACAGGAAUAAUAAUAGUCCUUUAAUGACAACUAGACCUAGAACUGACUCUGCAACGAGUCCUUUACACCCCAUAGUGGACCAACCAACCAACAAAUCCAUGGUAUUCCAAGAUAUUCCUAUAGAAAAAAUCGACAUUGGAAAAAUUGAACCUCAAAUUCCUACAGAUUUGGGUUCUGCAGCUAUUUUUGCCAAUAGCAAUGUAGACCUCCAAAACGCAACCUUAAAUGACGAACUGUUAAAAGUGGAAGGAGAUGACAUAAAAAUAGAGGCAGCAGGUGAAGACGUUACAAGGAGUUUUCCUGAUAUUAAGAGUGAACUUUCCGAAAAGGGUUUACCACCUGAAAAUAUCGUCGAAGAGUCGUUGAAGAGAUCCGAGUCUGAACCUAAUUUAAAUAAAACAGAGAGUGAGAGUUGAGUACUAAAUGACUUAUUUUUAUACAUUUGAGCCAAAGUAAAUACAUAACAUUAUUUAUUUUU
This is a messenger RNA of Psylliodes chrysocephalus, 2257 nucleotides long. The record is from the annotation of a GenBank genome assembly. NCBI's taxonomy places the organism in Eukaryota, Metazoa, Arthropoda, Insecta, Coleoptera, Chrysomelidae.